Anastrepha obliqua is the source of this 2382-nucleotide messenger RNA. RefSeq names its product mannosyl-oligosaccharide alpha-1,2-mannosidase IA-like. Bases 1705 to 2382 code for a protein of 225 amino acids. The transcript has a single exon. Lineage: Eukaryota; Metazoa; Arthropoda; Insecta; Diptera; Tephritidae. The record is from RefSeq and is a predicted model, not a curated record.
AAAUGUGGCCAGAUGUGUGCAUAACAGCUGUUAAGUCAAAUUCUUAAAGCAGUGCACAUACGAAAACUUAAUGUGGAUUUUUCAAUGCUCUCUCUUUUUGAUAAAAAAAUGCACCAAAAAAUGUAUUCUUUUUACUAUCAAAAGGUUCUUAAUAUAUGUUUAAUGAUUAAAUACCUUUGUCAUCGUCUCCAAUUACCAUUGGGAUAUUUGUUUCUCCUGAUAAGAAACUGUCCCAUUCUCAAAUACAACGCUGCAGAAUCAAAAUAACAAUAGCAUAAUAAAAGAGUGCGAAUGAAGGAGAAAAUAAAGCACAACCUAAAUGGUAAACGAUAAACCAACGAGAAAACAAAUAAUCCGAAAUAAAAAAUCACAGAAGUUUUCCCAGCAUCUUAUACGAAUUGGAAUUUUGUAAAAAUCCUUUCUCCCACGACAGAAAAGUUAUUCAUAUGUGGAAGUUAAUUAUUUGAUUGAUGGUUAAAUAUUUAGAAGUAUGUAACUUAGUUAAUACAUUUUGAAAGCACUGAAAUUCAAAUGCCGUAUGUGGGUAAAAGAACGAAAUAUUAUGCUAAUUAGAAUCAGAAAUUGCAUUCACCGCAAGGUUCCUUGAUCUGCAUAUUUCAAAUGAAGUGAAAGUGAUUCAACUUAAUGCCAAACCAAAUUUAUACACGAUAGUCUUCAUUAGCAUUUUGUGAAAUCUCUAAACAGAAAGCGCAGGCUAAAGCAGAGCAAGGCAAGAACACUAGCAGCAUCUAGCUUUCGCUACUGACGAAAAACCACUUAAUAACUACUAAUUUAUUUUGCGGGGAAACGAAGAGGAAAAAGCUUUGCAAAUCUAUGAAUAUUAGCAAAUAAAAAGUAAAAAUCGAAAUAUUCCAUCAUUUGCCGCAUUUGUAUUUUUGCUACGAAUUUGCUCUCCCAGUCGACCAAGUGGCGUUCCAUCGGUCAAUUGCGCUCUCCAAUUUACAUACGUUCGUUUUGCCCCCCUUGCGCAAGAAGUGGUACUUGGGGCUCUCUGACAUUUCUUGGAGCUGUCAUACUGACAGUCGCGCGCGGUAGGUGAUUGCUUGUGCAUUUGGGAAUACGCUUCUCGCCAUCGUCAUUUUCACAGUUGUUUUGUGCUAGCUACUGUAUAUGUUGUGCUUUUUAUAUGUCAAUCGCAUACAAAAAAAAAAAAAAUACAAAAAUUCUUCAAAUUUACUAGUGAUUUUAUAUGAAUGGGCAUUCAAUUUUGUGAAUAUAAGCAAACUUUUUUCCAAAAUUAAACCAACUCUAUUUCAAAGAUUUGUGAGUUCGUGUCGGUGCCGUUUGCAAAAAUAAAAAUUAAGCAGAAAAAAGAAAUAAUUGUUUUAGUGGGAGGCAACUUGGCCAUUUGACAACGUACAAAGUGAAAGUGUUUGUUUAUGAGUGUGCAAAAUUUUCCUUAUACACAAGUUAAAAUCUGUGCAACCUGAUGUGUUACUAAUAAAAUUAUUUUUGUAAAACAAACUGUAACCCCACCGUCCAGUAAAUAUUUAGUCUUCCUGCCAAUUGCUUUUGUUGUGAUCCUAUGUGAGUUGUGCAAUACCUCUAUCUCCUCCUUAAAAGCUACUUAAUUUUUCGCCCAUUCGUAAAUUAAGCACCGAGUUGUGUUGAACAGCCUAAAACCAUAACGCGUAAUCUAUUUUAAAUAAUUUCAACUAUUAACAAAGAAACAAAUCAUACGCCAUGUAUCGCAUCGGACCAAUUGGCCGCAAAUCGAAUUUUCACUUGCGUGAAAAAUUCCUUAUUGGCCUGGUGUUAGCCACAUUAUGCCUGCUCUGUUUUGGUGGUAUAUUUUUGCUGCCCGAUAAUUUUGGUGGAGACCGCGUGUUGCGCGUGUAUAAGCAAUUCCAAAAAGCCGGUCCAGAGAUGUUCAUACCGGCACCGCCACUAGCUGGUCACGCACCAAAAGACUCAGAUCCACACUUCAUUGGAGACCGUCAAAAGUUGCAGGCAAAAAUCAAAGAGGAAUUAGGUGACAUAUUAGAUAAGCCGUUGCUGCAGCAACACCACCCAGAUGCUGGUUAUGACGGCGAGGAAUUGGGUGCAGCAGAUGAUGGUCAACAACAACAACAGGGUGUGGCGCCACCGUUGAAUGGCGAGGGGCCCCCUGAAACUGUUAAUCCUGCCGGGAAGGCACACACCAACAACAACAAUGACGACGUUGCGGCACGUAUGGACAACAAUAACUUACCCGUGGGGAAAGUUGCUAGCUUACAAUUCGGUCAGAAUGGAAAUGCCGAUCCGGAUCCUGCUGUUGAAGAGAAGCGCCAGAAAGUUAAAGAGGUAAGUGAGAGCAUCCGAACAAAAACAAUUACAACUAAUAAAACUACACUUAAGCCAUUACAACGUGAUUGGCGCUAA